Messenger RNA from Somion occarium, 1538 nucleotides. The record is from the annotation of a GenBank genome assembly. Lineage: Eukaryota; Fungi; Basidiomycota; Agaricomycetes; Polyporales; Cerrenaceae.
GCUGUUAUUCUUAAGCGUCUAGAAAUGGUAUCGAUGACAUCUGAUUACAUGAUGUAAGUAUACAGAGUGCCCAACGUCUAACGUCCAAGUUCGCCACAGUCCAUGUUGACAGGUCAAUAUUGCAACAGCAUUCAAUGUUAUGCAUGCCCGUAUGUCAUCUUGCCGUACUUACUUCGUCCGAUAUCAACACAGGCUACCGUGUCCAAGGUCCAUCCAUGGCCCUUCUUCCUGGAAAUCGAUUUCCGUCAGAGAUUGACACUGCAGACAAUUACCGUAGAACAAAUGGAUGACUAGACAAUGGCCGGGCGCUCAGGCUGCCACAGGAUAAAAUGGAUCAGAACCUGACAACCACAAACCAGUAACUCUGCUACACAAUAGUUCCUUAUCUUCGUCAUCAUGUCUGGCAUAUUACAGCUCCUGCGACGCUCGAGAGGCCGCACUUCCGCUCAAUCCACUCAUCAUGAGUGCGAAACUUCCGCCCCUCCAUCGUAUUUAUCUGCCUGCGAAGAGAAAGCUCUCGUUGACCCUAUUUCGCCACCAGCUCCUUCUACUCGUAGGCCGGAAAUCGAUAAUUUCCGUCGUCCAGAUUUUACAUCAUACUGCCGUCCCCUGAAAUUUGGCCCAGAUGGAAUGGGCGAUUCCUCCGCCACAUAUGUGAACAUCGCCGCUGAUAGAGCUUCUGGCUCCAAUGCUAGCGGUGCUCAGGAAAUAACGGAAGACGAACUGGCAACUCUGAGGAGGUAUGAUACUGUCAUCCUUCUCGAUGAUUCUACGUCCAUGGGUUGCGGGAACCGCUGGGGCGAGGCAAAGCAUGCUCUUUCGAAAUUAGCUGAUGUCGCAGUGAAGUACGAUAAGGACGGCAUUGAUAUACAUUUCCUCAAUUGUAGGAAGACAGGCAAGAAUUUGAAGAGUGCGCGGGCUGUAGAACAGUGUUUUAUGGGCGUUGGCCUCUCCGGAAGUACCCCAAUUGGAGCCAGACUCAAUGACCUCAUACGUGCAUAUUGGAAUGACCUGGAAAAGGCACGAGCAGAGGCAGGCAAGUCUAAAAGAGAUUUGAUUGACUACAUCAAGCCCAUGAACUAUAUUGUCAUUACGGACGGAUGCCCUACUGACGCACCCGAAGAUGUCAUUGUGUACUAUGCUCAGAAACUGGACCAAUACGACUAUCCCCUUGACCAGAUUGGAGUCCAGUUGAUACAAAUUGGGAAUAGCAACAGCGCAGCUACAUACCUUGCUAAAUUGGAUGACAGCCUUGCUCAGACAUACAAGAUUAGGGACAUGGUCGACACGACAAGUUGUAAUUCCACAAAGGGAUAUUUGACGUCGGACACUAUCGUCAAGUCGCUUUUGGGCGGGAUCAAUCGCAGGGUGGAUCGCAGCGGACGGAAUUGAUCGUAUAGUAUUUCCCGUGCCCCUUAUGACUUCUCUCUAAGAAUACCAUAGUUCCUCCAGUUUUUUUGCCACCGACCUAUAUUCUUUGUAUACGUAAAUAUGUAAACUGUUAGGUUAUCUGGAAAUAUAAGAUAUAUGUCAUACAU